AUGGCCGAAAAAUCCACUUUCCCCAUUCAAUUUCCCCAUCUUACCAAAACCAAUUACAAAAAUUGGUGCAUUCGUAUGAAAGCCUUGCUUGGAUCCCAAGAUGCUUGGGAUAUUGUCGAUAAAGGCUACGAGAUUGCCGUAGAGGAUUCUCGGUUAUCUCCUGCUGAAAAGGAGGUAUUGAGAAAAAAUAGAAAGAGUGAUCAAAAGGCACUCACUUUAAUUCAUCAAUGUCUUGAUGAAUCGAUGUUUGAUCAAAUAGCAGAUGCUACCACGGCGAAGGAAGCAUGGGAUAUCUUGCAAAAGGAAAUGCAAGGCGUAGAACCAGUAAAGAAGGUUCGACUUCAGACACUAAGGGGAGAUUUUGAAGCUAUUAAAAUGAAGGAAGGUGAAUCUGUUUCAGAUUACACCGCCCGUGUGAAGUCAGUCGUCAGCAAACUGAAGCAAUAUGGGGAGAAAAUUGAAGAGACCAAAGUAGUGGAGAAAAUUCUACGGUCAUUAUUACCAAAGUUUGACUAUGUGGUGGUGGCCAUGGAGGAAGCUAAGGACGUGUCAAAAUGA
Molecule: messenger RNA, 558 nt
Organism: Linum trigynum
Lineage: Eukaryota; Viridiplantae; Streptophyta; Magnoliopsida; Malpighiales; Linaceae
Source: the annotation of a GenBank genome assembly